Caenorhabditis briggsae is the source of this 3372-nucleotide messenger RNA. It is a transcript of the gene Cbr-dna-2, whose product is annotated as Protein CBR-DNA-2. The transcript is spliced from 14 exons. The record is from RefSeq and is a predicted model, not a curated record. The coding region runs from base 1 to 3372 and encodes 1123 amino acids. Gene Ontology annotation, cellular component: cytoplasm. Gene Ontology annotation, biological process: replication fork reversal. Lineage: Eukaryota; Metazoa; Nematoda; Chromadorea; Rhabditida; Rhabditidae. Gene Ontology annotation, molecular function: helicase activity; 5'-flap endonuclease activity.
AUGGAGUCACGAAAGCGACAACUUUCCGAUGUCGCUUCAGAAGAUUUUGAAACAAAACGAUUAAAAGUAGACGUUAAAGAAAAUGUCAAUGAAUACAGCAACGAUUCGUUCGAUGACUUCUGUUCAACAAUUUUGAAAAACUCCCCCGGAAAACGUAAACCUAUUUAUCCUUUGUUUCUGUCAGUAAGGCAAUAUCGAUUUUCAGAAGACAUUCCGAGACAAAGAAGCCAGAAAAUACAUUUAGAAGAUGUUGAUGAUGACGAUGAUUCGUUUGAUACGCCAGCCACAAGUUCUAAAGUACUCCCCACUCCCAAGAAAUCAACGAUAAAAGACAGUGGUGUUGCUGGAUUUCCGUGCUUAUUCGACGAUGACAACGUAGUCUACCUGACUGUGACAAAAGUCGACAAACGGGAAGAAGGGUGUAUUGACCUGGAAUGUGUCGAUAAACAAAGAAAAACCAGAGUUAUUUAUCUGCAGGAUCAAUGGGCCGAGCUGGACGUUGAAGUUGGAAAUGCAAUCAAUCUGAUUGCGCCCCAAGUUUGGGGUAACGAUGAUUACAUCGUCAAUAAUCAGAAAGGAAUCGUCAUUUUGAAUCCAAAUGCUCUCGUGUCAUGUACUGCCGUUGCUUCAGCUACGUUUUGUGCAAGAAAGACUAUUUUGAACGAGAAAUUCAAAUUUGGUAACGCAUCCAAUAAGGCAAUGCUUUUGGGAAAUAUUGUCCACGAAAUAUUUCAGACAGCUAUCACGAACAAGAAACGACCACUUGUUGACUCUGACCUUCUCAAAAUUUGGACGACACAAGCACCGAAAUAUGCUGAAGAUUUGGUUGCGCUUUCCUUCACUCCCACUUGUUUAGAUGCCGAAUUGCAACCCUAUUUUUCGGUCAUCUGCAACUGGAUCAAUAAACACUAUCCGACUUCUACUGGCUUAUUCACAAAACGAGAGCCGUUGCCAUCAAAAUCCCAAUUGCUAGAAGUGCAUGACAUCGAGGAAAAUAUUUGGGAUUCGAAGCUGGGUCUAAAAGGAAAAGUCGAUGUGACUAUGAGAACGAAAUCGAAAAAAGGAAUGGAGUCUCUUGAGUUGAAAACGGGUAAAAGUAGUCAGUCGAGUGAGCAUGCUGGUCAGGUGCUACUCUACUGCAUGAUGCAGUCAUCACGUUAUGAGCAACCGAUUGGACCUGGAAACAUUCUUUAUUUGAAAGAUGGUAUAUCUCGCUGUGUUAAUCCCCGCGCUCCUGAACUCUCUGGAAUUCUUCAGCAGAGAAACAUGCUUUCUGUUUCCUUCGAAGACCCAACAACCAACAAACUUCCUGCUCCUCGUCAGGAUAGUAGAUUCUGUGGCAAAUGCGAUCAUAAGGUCAUGUGCUCAUUCUAUCAAAAAAAUGAAGAAAAAUUCGUAAAAUCCAAUGACUCUCUGAAAGAUUUUGCUGAGCGAGAGAUGGCUCAUUUGGAACAAUCACAUAUGGAUUACGCAUCAAAUUGGAUUCGCUGGAUAUCUGCUGAGUGGAAGUGCGAACGGGAAAGAGUACAGGUCCAAAAUAAGGAUCUAUGGCUGAAAAGUAUAGAAGAGCGAGUCGAAGAAAAAACUUGCAUCUCGGAUUUACAUUCAAUAUCCGAAGAGAUAUCCAAUUCGCAGAGAGUAAUCAUCACCUUCUCACGGAAGUCUACUGUAACUGAUUCACCUUUCCGGCCUGGCGAUGUUUGUCUUUUAUCCAACAAGAAAAAUGUGGCAAUUGCAUUCACUGUCAUCGAUUUUGUUUCGGAUGAUGUUAUCAAAAUUUCAUCGGACAAAACAGUUAAAUGUCGUUACGAUGCUCCAUUUCACCUCGACAAGUAUACCAGUAUGAGCACUCAUUCGACAACUCUUGGAAAUCUUGUUUAUUUCUUACAGAACGACGAGAUAGGAAUGCGGUUACGAAAUGUGCUUGUCGAUUUGCUCCCACCUGCCAUAGUGGACAUCAAUGGAGCUAAUAUCAGCGCUGCGGUUAAGAAAAUAAUCAUCAAAGCGAAGCUGAAUAAUGAACAGCGGAGAGCAGUUGUUCAUGCAUUAGCUACUGAAGAUUACAUGAUUGUUGAAGGACUUCCUGGAUCUGGAAAAACUACGCUCAUCUCUGUACUCAUUCAGUGCCUGGUAGCUACUAACAAGAAAGUGCUGUUGACUGCAUUCACUCACUCGGCAGUUGAUAAUAUUUUGGGAAAACUAACAAAGGAAGUAUCAAACGAAAAGAUUCUUCGCCUCGGAAGCAGCUCAACGAUCAAGGACGACGUGCGGACGUUGACAUUGAAGUCAAAACUUGAGGGUGAAACAUCUGAAGACUACUACGUGGCAGUGAGACGCGUGAUGAAAACUACGGUAGUAGGUCUUGCCAGCUUUCCUUUUGGAAUUCAGUUGUUUCAGCCAAUCGUAGCUUGCACUUGCCAUCAUGUCCCUCGAGAACUUCUCUUCUCAUAUCGUCAUUUUGACGUUGUUAUAAUUGACGAAGCAUCGAUGGUACUCGAGCCACUUCUGCUUCCAGUUCUUGCCACGAGCAAGAAAUUCGUACUCGUCGGAGAUUGUCAGCAGCUGACGCCUCUCGUAGUCUCAAGAAAAGCAAAACAAGAAGGGGCAAGUAUCUCUACAAUGGAAAAGCUCCAGAAAAACCACCCAACUGCUGUGGUGUCACUGACAUCUCAAUACCGUAUGAACAGAGAGUUAUCAGCUCUCUCCAGUAAACUAUUCUACGAAAAUCGGCUCAUCUGUGGAAACGAAGCGGUAUCUAGAAGCUCUCUUGAUAGAUCUGGAAGCUAUGCGGUUCCAAUAGACCUCGAUGGUAAUUUCUGUUUCGAUCAUAUCCGUAAAGCUCUUUCUGGAGAUAUCGCCGACUCCUGCGUGUUUUUGGAUACCCAAAGUCCCAUAAAUCAUUCGAUGCAAUGUGAAAAUGGAGAAAGCUGUGGGAUGAAUAACGAUGGAGAAGCCAAAAUCAUCUCAGAAUUAUGUCAGCGAUUCAUUGAGAGUGGAGUGAAACCAAAUGAAAUUGGAGUGAUGUCUGCAUAUAGAAAACAAGUUGAUCACAUUCGCAAUGUUGUUAAAAACGAAGAUCUUGAGGUGAAUAAUGGGAAGAGUAUUAUAUAUACUAGAACAUUGUUCUUUCAGGUGAAUACCAUCGAUUCCUACCAGGGACGCGAGAAACGAGUCAUCAUUUGGUCGUUGACAUGGACUGAUAAUUCUGAUAAGAAAAGCGAGCUUCUUCGAGACGAGCGACGCAUCAACGUUGCACUCACUCGAGCUCGUCAAAAACUGGUCGUCGUGGGAUGUAAGAAAAGCGCCGAGUCGAUUCCAGUUCUUUACAGAUUCUCACAACUUCUCACAAAUCAUCUCACUGUUCCUCACUGA